AAGAGGAAAGAAAAGAAAAAUAAAUAAAUAAAGAGAAAACUCAAUCUUUCAAAUUUGCAGAGGACCUUAAAUCCACAUAAUCCAGAUCCGCAAUUCAGGACCCGAUCGUCGAGAUUCGAAUUGUACUCGGGUUCCGGAGGCGCGGGCUGAUUGGAUUUCGAGGCGGCGGUGAGCUGAGCGUUUGUGACCUGGGAAAUGAGUGCGCCCAAGAAAAGGAACUUUCAGAUUGAGGCGUUUAAGCAUCGGGUCGUGGUUGAUGUUAAAUACGCCGAGAAGACCUGGAAGAUCAUCGAACAUGCGAUUCACGAGAUUUACAAUCAUAACGCCAGUGGCCUCAGCUUCGAGGAGCUUUAUAGGAAUGCAUAUAAUAUGGUCCUAAAUAAAUUUGGAGAGAAGCUCUACUCUGGACUUGUGUCCACUAUGACUUCACAUUUGAAAGAAAUUGCAAUGUCGGUUGAGGCUGCUCAGGGAUGCUUAUUUUUGGAAGAGCUGAACCGGAAAUGGGCAGACCAUAACAAGGCAUUACAAAUGAUUCGAGACAUACUAAUGUACAUGGAUAGAACCUUCAUUCCAAGUACACACAAAACACCAGUUCAUCAGCUUGGUUUGAAUUUGUGGAGAGACAAUGUUAUCCACUCUAGCAAAAUCCAGACAAGGCUUCAGGAUACACUUCUUGAACUUGUACAAAAAGAGAGGACCGGCGAAGUGAUAAAUAGGGGUUUGAUGAGGAAUGCAAUAAAAAUGCUAAUUGAUUUAGGUCCUUCUGUUUACCAAGAAGACUUUGAGAAGCCUUUCCUUCAGGUAUCAGCUGAUUUUUAUAGUGUUGAGUCUCAGCAAUUCAUUGAAUCCUGUGAUUGUGGGGAUUAUCUUAAGAAAGCUGACAAGCGUCUUAAUGAAGAGAUUGAAAGAGUAUCUCAUUAUCUAGAUGCAGCAACUGAAGCCAAAGUAACUAAUGUGGUGGAGAAGGAGAUGAUUGAAAGUCAUAUGCACAGAUUAGUUCACAUGGAAAACUCAGGCUUAGUGAAUAUGAUUCUAGAUGAUAAGUAUGAUGAUUUGGGAAGGAUGUACAACUUGUUCCGAAGAGUAUCAAAUGGACUCUCAUUAAUUAGAGACGUUAUGACCUCUCAUAUCCGAGAAGUUGGCAAGCAGCUUGUCACUGAUCCAGAGAAGCUAAAGGAUCCCAUAGACUUUGUGCAAAGACUUUUGGACGAGAAGGAUAAGUACGAUAAGGUCAUAAGCAAGUCAUUUAACAGUGACAAAACAUUUCAGAAUGCCCUAAAUUCCUCAUUUGAGUAUUUUAUCAAUUUAAAUUCACGAUCUCCAGAGUUCAUCUCUUUGUUUGUUGAUGACAAACUUAGGAAGGGGUUGAAAGGGGUUAGUGAGGAGGAUGUGGAGAUUUUAUUGGACAAAGUGAUGGUGCUUUUCCGAUACCUUCAAGAGAAAGAUGUGUUUGAGAAGUAUUACAAGCAACACCUUGCUAAGAGGCUACUUUCAGGGAAGACUGUCUCUGAUGAUGCUGAGAGAAGCUUGAUUGUUAAACUCAAAACAGAAUGCGGUUAUCAGUUCACAUCAAAACUGGAAAGCAUGUUUACUGACAUGAAGACUUCACAGGACACAAUGCAGGGCUUUUAUUCAGCUAUGGGAGCUGAAAUAGCUGAUGGUCCUACCCUUACUGUCCAAGUCCUUACUACAGGAUCCUGGCCAACACAAUCUGUUGCCCCUUGCAAUCUUCCUGCUGAAAUUCUUUGCGUAUGUGAAAAGUUUAAGACGUACUACCUUGGGACUCAUACUGGCAGGAGGUUGACAUGGCAGACAAAUAUGGGCACCGCUGAUUUGAAAGCAACAUUUGGAAAUGGCCAGAGGCAUGAGCUUAAUGUUUCCACGUAUCAGAUGUGCAUCCUUUUGCUCUUUAAUAAUGCUGAUAGGUUGAGUUAUAAAGACAUAGAACAGGCCACAGAGAUCCCUGCAUCAGAUCUAAAGAGGUGCUUGCAGUCCCUAGCAUGUGUGAAGGGGAAGAACGUUUUGCGGAAAGAGCCAAUGAGCAAGGACAUUGCAGAAGAUGAUUCCUUUAUGUUCAACGACAAAUUCACAAGCAAAUUCUACAAGGUAAAGAUAGGUACUGUUGUUGCUCAAAAAGAAUCUGAACCAGAGAAACAUGAGACACGGCAAAGAGUCGAGGAGGACAGAAAACCUCAGAUUGAGGCAGCAAUAGUGAGAAUUAUGAAGUCAAGGAGGGUGCUUGAUCAUAACAAUAUUGUUGCAGAAGUCACAAAACAGCUACAGUCUCGAUUCCUACCAAAUCCAGUUGUUAUAAAGAAAAGAAUCGAGUCUCUGAUAGAGCGGGAAUUUUUGGAAAGAGAUGAAACGGAUAGGAAAUUGUAUCGGUACCUGGCCUGAAAAUGAAAAAAAGCUCACCUGUCCUGUCCUGUGCAACCAUAUUUUUAAUUGGGUCUUUCUCCUUCAGCCUUCAUCUUAUUGGAGUGUUGUAGUAAGCUGGAAAAUGGAAUGUGUUUGGCGAAGACAUUGCUAAUGCUGGCUGGCUUAAAUGGGCAAUUUGAAGGUUAAAUCUUAAAUGCAUCAUUUUGAAUCCCUUUAUGUGCUAGCCAUUCAUUCUGCAAUACUAACACGGACCGAUAAUAUUAAUUAUUUUUUAUUUUUAAGGAAA
Ipomoea triloba (trilobed morning glory) is the source of this 2665-nucleotide messenger RNA. Its product is annotated as cullin-3A-like. Gene Ontology annotation, molecular function: ubiquitin protein ligase binding. Lineage: Eukaryota; Viridiplantae; Streptophyta; Magnoliopsida; Solanales; Convolvulaceae. The record is from RefSeq and is a predicted model, not a curated record. The coding region runs from base 196 to 2397 and encodes 733 amino acids. The transcript is spliced from 2 exons. Gene Ontology annotation, cellular component: cullin-RING ubiquitin ligase complex. Gene Ontology annotation, biological process: ubiquitin-dependent protein catabolic process; protein ubiquitination.